This is a messenger RNA of Penaeus indicus, 873 nucleotides long. RefSeq lists its product as uncharacterized. The record is from RefSeq and is a predicted model, not a curated record. Bases 410 to 751 code for a protein of 113 amino acids. The transcript is spliced from 3 exons. Lineage: Eukaryota; Metazoa; Arthropoda; Malacostraca; Decapoda; Penaeidae.
UGUGAUUUAUUUUGCAUUAUUAGAUAGACAUAGAACUCAUUGACAACGGCUUCGAUAAUAUUACUCAAAAUGUACCACAGUCAUCUAACUAUUAACAGAUAUUUUGAUGUUAUAAUGAUGAACAAUUAUUGCUAAAGUUAUUUCGUGAUAUAUGAGCUGGUGUCUGAUACAGUUGAUCGUGAGUGCAUAUUGGAUAGAGAGUGAAUCGAGAACGAGAAGGCUUGAUUGCAGCCAGGCAAUGCUUUGAGAAGGCUCGGUCCAUGUUAAUGUACUGCAGAUUGUUGUGUUACAGUGACGGGUACCAGUGAGUCAUAAACUGCAAACUACUAUGAGUAAAGCAGUGAAUUGAGAGGAAUACAGUUGCUACUCGGAGUUUUCUCGGAAUUAACACGUCUUGGAAUUUAUAAACAUGAGUCACCAACAACCCAGCGGCCUGUUCGGGACCCUCAACAACCACUAUAGAUCCCUCAAGCGCAUUUAUAUGAACCUCAAGAGAGUCGUGGAGAUUUCGCUUCGCUUCGUCAAUGCUCUGGUAAGAGUAUUCGCGCCGAUCAUCUUUUGCUUCUUCUUCGUCUUCAGAAUCGUGGAUAAAUUCAGCAAGUACCUCUCGUGGAAGACAGGCGAAGACAGCGAUACGUGGCCGGGGAAGGACGCAACAGAGGCUGGCGAAGAACUGCGUCGGAAGAGAAAUGUUUGUGGAGGACCAGACGAUAUGCCAAGAGACAGAAAAAAUGGAAGCUUCGAAACGUAGCUGAGAAUGAAUUUCUUCGAAUAAGCAUGAUAUAAUAAGACAUAAGUACAUUUAUGCUGUGGUUAAAUGGCCUUUGAUUUUGGUUAGAAAAUUGCCAUCACAAUAUAGAAUGCUUGAAAAAA